This is a messenger RNA of Salvelinus fontinalis (brook trout), 1414 nucleotides long. Its product is annotated as lipoyl synthase, mitochondrial-like. Gene Ontology annotation, molecular function: lipoate synthase activity; 4 iron, 4 sulfur cluster binding. Gene Ontology annotation, cellular component: mitochondrion. The transcript has 10 exons. Lineage: Eukaryota; Metazoa; Chordata; Actinopteri; Salmoniformes; Salmonidae. The record is from RefSeq and is a predicted model, not a curated record. Gene Ontology annotation, biological process: lipoate biosynthetic process. The coding region runs from base 242 to 1399 and encodes 385 amino acids.
UCAGACGUAACUAAACAAUUGAUGAUGAUGCAAAAUACUGCGAUAUAUUGAUAAAUUAUACGCCUUUGGUCCCCAGAAAAAAACAUCGCAUUUAGAAUAAAUCUGGAUAUAAAAAGGAUCGAGAUCAGUUGAUUAAUUAAGUAGCGGACGAAAUUCUUCUUAUUUUUUAUGCCAGGCCUAAGUACUCGCUCACAGAGAAAUGUUUGUCAAUGACAGACGCUAGCAAACGUUAGGUAAAGUCAUGGCUUUGGUCAAACAAAGUUAUUUUAUUGCGGGUCGUUUCUCCAGCAACCACCGGUGGUUGAAUCCCAAAUGCAACACACAUGUGUACGCCGUCAGCGGACUGACCACAGCGGCCAGGUCAUCCCAGACACAGAAGGACCGCAAGAAGGAGCUGUCCGAUGACGGGCCCGACCUCCAGGACUUUAUAUCCGGGGAGCUGUCUGAGAAGAACAGCUGGGAGGAGUACAGGGGUAACCUGAAGAGACAGAAGGGAGAGAGGCUGAGACUUCCCCCUUGGCUGAAGACGGAGAUUCCUAUUGGCAAGAACUACAACAAGCUGAAGGACACACUGAGAGACCUCAACCUACACACGGUGUGCGAGGAGGCCAGGUGUCCUAACAUUGGGGAGUGUUGGGGAGGAGGGGAACAUGGUACGGCCACAGCCACCAUCAUGUUGAUGGGGGACACAUGUACCCGUGGCUGUAGGUUCUGCUCUGUGAAGACUGCUCGUCAGCCCUCUCCCCUGGACCCAGAUGAGCCCUAUAACACAGCCAAGGCCAUCGCUGCCUGGGGCCUGGACUAUGUGGUGCUGACCUCUGUAGACAGAGACGAUAUUGCCGACGGAGGGGCGGAGCACUUUGCCAAGACGGUCUCCAACCUGAAGGAGAGGAACUCUCAGAUCCUUGUGGAAUGUCUGACCCCUGAUUUCCGAGGCGACCUGGCAGCGGUGGAGAAGAUCGCCCAAUCAGGGCUUGACGUUUACGCCCACAAUGUGGAGACAGUCCGCGAGCUGCAGAGACAUGUACGUGAUCCGCGGGCGAACAUCGACCAAUCCCUGAAUGUCCUGCGUCACGCCAAGGCCGUCAAACCAGACAUUCUCACCAAGACCUCGAUCAUGUUGGGUCUGGGAGAGACGGACCAACAGAUUUAUAACACACUGACCGAGCUGAGAGAGGCAGGAGUUGAUUGUCUAACACUGGGACAGUACAUGCAGCCCACCAAACGCCACCUCAAGGUGGAAGAGUAUGUAACCCCUGAGAGGUUUGGUCACUGGGAGGAGGUGGGGAAGGAGUUGGGAUUCGUCUACACAGCUAGCGGACCCUUAGUACGCUCCUCAUACAAAGCAGGUGAGACACACACACUACAAAUUAGAGUUGAUUCAUUCACCCCCUCAUAAAUAUGAACUCAGUCC